AGAGAGAGAGAGAGAAACAAAGAUUAAAUCGGAUUCACAUUGAUCUUAUCAAUAGUUCAAGCAUUGCGACAAUUUGGGGGCCAACGCCACAAACUUAACAAACACAAAAUAAAAAGCAAACAAAGCGUUUCACUCUAGUCGUGCGUUCCAGAUAAUGUGACAAUUGGCGCUGCGACGAAGCUUUAAACGGACUUGGUUGCUCAGCAGUGGCUGAUUAUAUAAUAUACACAUCAUGCGUUUACGUCUCCUGACCACGGCCAGCAAACAGCUGCGUCUGGGAAAUCGGCAACGUCAUCGUCUGCUGGCGACAAGCGCAUCUGGACAGCAUCAGCAGGAGCACCAGGAGUACCAGCCAGGAGGCAGUCGAGCGCUUUAUGCUGCUGCUGCAGUGGGCGGUAUUGGUGCCGGCUAUUGGCUGUUCCAUGAGCUGGACAAGAAGCGCCGCCAGCCAGUGGAAUUGGCGCAACCUCAAAAGGCCACAUCAUCUCCAGUCGCAUUGGACGCGGAAGAGGCGGCACGACUCUGGCACAAGACGAAACGAACGGAUCUGCCCACGUACAGUGUGGAGGAUGUGCUGAAGCAUGAUAAGCCAGAGACUGGCAUUUGGGUCACCUAUGGAAUAGGCGUUUACGAUGUCACCGAAUUCGCGCCCAAUCAUCCCGGUGGCGAUAAAAUAAUGAUGGCCGCUGGCAACGCCAUCGAUCCCUUCUGGGCCAUCUACCAGCAGCACAAUACAUUGGAUGUGCUCGAGCUGUUGGAGAGCUUUCGCAUUGGCAAUCUGAACAAACUGGAAGCCAUAGAAAACGAUGAGCUGGGCUCACCCUGGGCACAGGAGCCGAAACGCCACGAGUUGCUCAAGCCGGCCAGCAAGCGGCCGUUCAAUGCGGAGCCGCCAAUCAGCAUGCUGGGCGAGCACUUCUACACGCCCAACGAGCUGUUCUAUGUGCGGAAUCAUUUGCCCGUGCCAUGCAUCAGUGCCGAGGAUUAUGAGCUCGAGCUGGAGGUGGAAGCGGGCGCUGGCAAGUCGAGCAAAUGCACUUUCAAUCUGGACGAUAUUAAGAAGCUGCCCAAGCACACGGUCACGGCGGCCAUCAUGUGCGGCGGCAAUCGUCGCUCCGAAAUGACGCGCAUCAAGCCCGUCAAAGGCCUGUCCUGGGGUGCUGGAGCCGUGGGCAAUGCCAAAUGGUCGGGCGCCCGCCUCUGCGAUGUGCUGCGUGCUCAGGGCGUGGAGCCCGAUGAGCACUUGCAGGUCAUAUUCGAGGGCGCUGACCUGGAUCCGACGGCGCAUCCGUACGGGGCUUCGAUACCACUGUCCAAGGCACUAGAUCCGCGUGGCGAUGUGGUGCUGGCCUACGAAAUGAACGGACAGCCGCUGACGCGAGACCAUGGCUAUCCCAUUAGGGUCAUCGUGCCCGGCACUGUGGGUGCGCGCAAUGUCAAGUGGUUGACCCGCAUCGUUGUGGCCGAUCACGAGUCCGAUUCCCACUGGCAGCAGAACGACUACAAGGGCUUCAGCCCCAGCACCGAUUGGGACACCGUGGACUUUGGCAAGGCACAGGCCAUACAAGCGAUGCCAGUAACCUCGGCCAUCUGCUCGCCCAUGCCCGAGGAACGGGUCAAGGUGGACAAGGGUCACAUCACCGUCUAUGGCUAUGCCUGGAGCGGCGGCGGUCGACGCAUUGAGCGCGUGGACUUGACAAACGACGGCGGCAAAACAUGGCAUGUCGCCAAACUGGAGCAGGAGAAAGAGCCCGAUGGACGCCACUACGGCUGGUCGCUGUGGUCCAUUCGUUUGCCCGUAACCGAUGAGCAGCAGAAGCAAUCGGAACUUGAGAUUUGGGCCAAGGCCGUGGACUCCGCCUACAAUGUGCAGCCGGAGAGCUUCGAGAACAUAUGGAAUCUACGUGGCGUGCUCGCCAAUGCCUACCACAAGGUGAAAGUGAAGCUAAUCUAGGACUGUCGGAAAUUGAAUUGCUUUUCCCUUUUUUUUUUUUUUGU
Messenger RNA from Drosophila arizonae, 1998 nucleotides. It is a transcript of the gene shop, whose product is annotated as sulfite oxidase. Gene Ontology annotation, molecular function: sulfite oxidase activity; heme binding; molybdenum ion binding. NCBI's taxonomy places the organism in Eukaryota, Metazoa, Arthropoda, Insecta, Diptera, Drosophilidae. Gene Ontology annotation, cellular component: mitochondrion. The record is from RefSeq and is a predicted model, not a curated record. Gene Ontology annotation, biological process: sulfur compound metabolic process.